Acanthocheilonema viteae is the source of this 1860-nucleotide messenger RNA. NCBI's taxonomy places the organism in Eukaryota, Metazoa, Nematoda, Chromadorea, Rhabditida, Onchocercidae. The record is from the annotation of a GenBank genome assembly.
AUGCGAUUACGGGUUGAUGUGUGUCGCGCGAUUGUGCUAACUUCCUUAAUAUGGAUGAUGAUUGAUGUCAUCAUAUUAUUUUAUUUUCUUGAUACUGGUAAUGGCAGAAUAACUUCAAAAGUUGCAGUUAAAUUGCGAGGUGAUCGUCGUUCUGAUGAUGAUUUAAGGGUUCAAGCAAAUGAUUUUAUUGAUCAUGAAGCUAUGGAAGAAUUGGGAAUAUUGCUAAAAAGUUUAACUUUCGAAAGAAAUGGACCAGGCGAAAUGGGUAGUGCAGUGAUCAUCGAUCCAUCACAGCAAGAAGAACGAACACGUAAAUUUAAGGAAAACCAGUUUGAUGUUAUGGCUUCGGAUCUGAUAUCUAUCAAUAGGGCACUUCCCGAUUACCGAUCAUCAAAGUGUCGUGAAGUUGCACGCAAAUACGACGUAACCAGUUUACCCACGGUAUCCAUAAUAAUCGUUUUUCAUAACGAAGCGUGGAGUACACUUCUUCGUACAAUACACUCUGUUAUAAAUCGAAGUCCGCUUCAUUUAAUCAAAGAAGUUAUUCUCAUCGAUGACUGGUCAAACCGGACAUAUUUGCGAAAACCUCUUGACUUGUACGUCAAAAGAUUUUCACUCCCCUUUCAUCUUAUUCAUCUGCCUGAACGAUCGGGUCUUAUCCGAGCGCGUUUACGUGGUGCAAAAGUGGCAAAAGGAAAGGUUCUGUUGUUUUUGGAUGCGCAUGUUGAAGUAACAGAAGGAUGGUUGGAGCCUUUAUUGGAUCGAGUAUCAACCGAUCGAAAACGUGUUGUGGCACCAAUUAUCGAUGUCAUUUCGGAUGAAAAUUUUGAAUACAUAACUGCUUCUGAUGUUACUUGGGGCGGUUUCAAUUGGCAUUUAAACUUUCGGUGGUACCCAGUACCAAUGAGAGAAAUGGAACGGCGGAAUCACGAUCGUUCGGUUCCGCUUCAGACCCCGACAAUUGCUGGUGGCUUGUUUGCUAUCGAUAGGCAAUUUUUCUACGAUAUCGGCUCUUACGAUGAAGGAAUGGAAGUCUGGGGUGGUGAAAAUCUAGAAAUUUCAUUUAGGGUAUGGAUGUGUGGUGGUAGUUUGGAGAUUCAUCCAUGUUCCCGAGUUGGCCAUGUAUUUCGGAAACAUACUCCAUAUUCAUUUCCGGGUGGUACAGCAAAAGUGAUACAUCAUAAUGCCGCUCGCACGGCUGAGGUUUGGAUGGACGAAUAUAAAGAUAUAUUUUAUAACAUGGUGCCUGCUGCCAAAAAUGUCGAUGUUGGAGAUUUAACAGAAAGGAAAAUUUUACGCGAAAAUCUGCAAUGUAAAAAUUUCCGGUGGUAUUUGGAGACGAUUUAUCCAGAAUCACCCAUUCCAAUCGAUUUUCUUAGUUUAGGACAGGUACAAAAUAUGGGAAUAAUGGAAUGCCUGGAUACAGCAGGUCGACCAGCCGGUGAUUCUCCUGGGAUGCUUCCCUGCCACGGUAAAGGUGGUAAUCAGUUAUGGACUUAUACUGGAAAAGGUGAAAUCCGUUGUGAUGAACUUUGCUUAGCCUUCACAGUAAAAGGUGUUAGCAUGGAGAAAUGUAUUGGCUCGGUACCACAGUCAAAAAUGGUCUUUGACUAUGAGAAGAAAGUAAGAUCUAAAUAUUUUGGUGUUAAAGUUAUUGAAAAGGAAGAAUUGCAGACAUUUAUGCUGAAACAUCGGGAAACAGGCUUAUGUUUGCAAGCAGAUGAAUCUGGAUUACAAUUAAGCAUGUGUUUACAUAUUGAAAUGAUUCAGAAAUGGAGAAAUGGAGAUACGGCACGUUUACCGCUCGGUGAAUCACGGGAUGUUUGGAAUCUGUUCGUUUGUUCUUGCUCAGUAGCGUGA